Molecule: messenger RNA, 7800 nt
Organism: Aspergillus tanneri
Lineage: Eukaryota; Fungi; Ascomycota; Eurotiomycetes; Eurotiales; Aspergillaceae
Product: Type I Polyketide synthases (Type I PKS)
Exons: 14
Coding region: 1-7800 (2599 amino acids)
Biological process (GO): fatty acid biosynthetic process; secondary metabolite biosynthetic process
Molecular function (GO): 3-oxoacyl-[acyl-carrier-protein] synthase activity; fatty acid synthase activity; zinc ion binding
Source: RefSeq, a predicted model, not a curated record
AUGGGAUCUGCUUGUACAGGCGACGCCCCGCCACCGCUGGCCGUGGUGGGGUUCUCGUUCAGGUUCCCCCAAGAUGCCGUGUCGCCGAACUCCUUUUGGAGGAUGCUGCUGGACGCACGAUGUGCUAGCUCGGAUUUUCCUCCAAGUCGGAUGAAUAUCGACGGUCACUAUCAUCCGGACAAAGGUCGGCUCGACAGCACCUGUGUUAGAGGCGGACAUUUCCUGGCGGAGGAUCUGGGCGCCUUCGAUGCACCAUUCUUUGCGAUGAGCGCGGCGGAGGCGGAGGCCAUGGACCCCCAACAGCGACUGAUUUUGGAGACAACAUAUCGAGCUCUAGAAAAUGCUGGCCUCCCUAUGGAGCACGUGGCCGGCUCCAGGACAAGCGUGAUGGCUGGCUCCUUCAGCGAUGACUACUUCUUGUUGCAAACCAAGGACCCACUGAAGAUGCCCAAGUAUAUGUCCAUUGGCAACUCACGGAGUAUGCUAGCCAACCGCAUAAGUUGGUUCUUCGACCUGGUCGGCCCUAGUGCCGCCGUCGACACAGCUUGCUCAAGUAGCCUGAUGGCCGUUGACCUUGCUUGUCAGUCGAUCUGGAGCGGAGAUGCCACCAUGGGUCUAGCUAUCGGCAGCAACGUCAUACUGUCCCCUGAGAUGACCAUAAGCCUGGAUAAUCUCGGUUUGCUGUCCCGUGACGGUUGCUGCUACAGUUUCGAUCAGCGAGCCAAUGGUUACGGUCGAGGGGAGGGCGUAGGGGUCUUGGUGAUCAAGCCACUGGAAGCAGCCAUUUGCGAUGGUGACCCCGUCCGCGCCGUCAUCCGCUCGUCAGCGUCAAAUCAAGACGGGAAGACGCCGGGAGUCACGCAGCCCAGCAAGGCAUCUCAACUACGCCUGAUUAGGGAUACCUACCGCAAAGCAGGGCUUGAUAUGGGCGUCACAAGGUAUUUUGAAGCCCAUGGUACAGGCACUUCGGUGGGCGACCCGAUUGAAGCAAGAGCAAUUGGGACGGCAUUUCGGCAACACCGCUCCGCAGGAGAGCCCUUAUAUGUGGGAUCUGUCAAAUCAAAUCUGGGACAUCUGGAAGGCGCCAGCGGGGUUGCUGGAGUCAUUAAGACGAUUCUCAUUUUGGAAAAAGGUCUUAUUCCACCCAACAGCUGCAACGCACAGCGCCAGAACAUGCAGAUUGACGACGAGUUCCUCCAUAUCCAGAUUCCGAACCGCACGGUUCCAUGGCCCAGCAAUGGCUUGCGCAGAGCCUCCGUUAGCUCCUUCGGGUUUGGAGGAGCGAAUAGCCAUGUGGUCUUGGAUGACGCCUACCACUAUCUCCACCUGAAUAAGCUCAAUGGCCACCACCGAACUUUGACCCCAGGCGCACCUUCUCUCCAUGGGAUUGGCUUCACCCUUACCAGUCAGGAUAAUGAGGCUAAAGGGUCAGCAAGCCACAUGGUUGACCAAGAGCCCGCCAAGUUGCUCGUGUGGUCGUCAGCCGAUGACGGCGGGAUUCAGCGCCUGGCAGAAGCGUGGAAGCCCUACCUAGACAGCUUAUCAAUUUCACAGUCGGAUCGAAUAGCGUUCCUCCACCACCUGGCGUACACCCUGAGCGUACGGCGCAGCCACCUACAAUGGAGGACAUUUGUGGCUGCUAAUCCCUACCAAAGGCUUGAUAAUCUGGUGGACCGCUUCAUUACCCCCGUGCGAGCUCUGUCGUCGCCGAAGUUGGCAUUUGUAUUUACCGGGCAAGGAGCUCAAUGGCAUGCGAUGGGGAAGGAACUUUUCGAUCGAUAUCCUGUUUUCAAGAGCAGCAUGAUGGAUGCCGAGAGAAUCGUUCAGUCGUUUGGGUGCAACUGGCAGUUCCAAGACGAACUGCAACGUUCGGAGCCCGACUCGAAGGUAAAGGAUCCUACGUUGGCCCAGUCCCUCUGCACGGCGCUCCAAAUUGCCUUGAUCGACUUAUUCGCGAGCUGGAAUAUCACUCCUGUUGCGGUCAUAGGCCAUUCUUCAGGAGAGGUUGCCGCUGCGUACUGUGCUCGUGCGCUAUCUAAGCGUUCUGCGUUGAAAGUGGCGCAUCAUCGGGGCAUCCUAGUCGGUAAAGCUGCAGCCACCAGCCCAGUCAAUGGGGCAAUGAUUUCGGUAGGGCUGUCCGAAGGCGAAAUCCAGCAGUAUUUGCAGUGCAUUGCGGCCCAAUGUCACGUCGCCCCGUUGGAGGUAGCUUGCAUUAAUAGCCCUAAGAGCGUCACGGUUUCCGGGGAGGAGAGGCAGAUAGAGAAGCUGCAGGAUAUACUGGCUUGCCGCAAAAUAUUUUUCCGUAGGCUGGCUGUAAGCGUUGCCUAUCAUUCCUCGCAGAUGCAGGAAGUCUCCGUGCCCUAUCUCCAUGCUAUUGGAGAUAUUGAAAUGGGUCCUAAUCCGCUGGGCGCACCGGAAAUGAUCUCGUCUGUCACCGGAAACUGGGUCCCCAAGGAGCAGUUAGCAACAGCGGAAUACUGGGUACAGAACUUGGUCUCGCCGGUGCUGUUUUCAGCCGCUCUCACGCGGCUGAUCUCCUCAUCGGCCACCGAAGUGCCCAAAAAGAUUGAUGGGAGUCAUCGUCGUGCCAUUCCCAUUAGCCAUCUCUUAGAGAUCGGGCCACAUGCAGCCUUGCAAGGCCCUUGCCGGGAUAUACUGCAACAUAGUCAAGCGUCUCACGUUCCCUCAUAUCUGCCAACCCUGCAGCGCAAUAUUUCCGCAACCGAUACCAUAUUGCAGGCUGCUGGCCACUUGCACUGCAGUGGUUAUCCGAUUGACUUGUCACAGGUCAAUAAUAUCUAUGACACGUUUCCCGCCGGGAACCGAGCAGAAACGCUCAGUGACUUGCCGGAAUACUCUUUUAACCAUACCAAGAAUUAUUGGCAGGAGAGCCGCCUAAGCCUGGCCUACCGGUGCAGGAAUUCCGGGCGAUUGGACUUACUCGGUAUUGCAGACCAGGACCACAACCCCAUGGAGGGCAAAUGGCGGAAUAUUUUGCGCAGGGAUGAAAUGGCAUGGAUUCAGGACCAUAAGAUCAACAAUUCCAUGAUUUAUCCGGCUGCGGGAAUGCUGGCGAUGGCGAUUGAGGCUGCCACACAGUUAGCUGAGCCCGAGGGGCUGCAAAUCUCUUCCUUCGACAUCCACGACUCCGUCUUCCACUCUGCCCUGCCGAUACCCUCUCAUGGAAGCGUAGAGACUACCAUCCAUCUCCGUCGUACUCGGGGCAGCCAAGUAACCGAUUGUGCCUGGUUUGAAUUCCGGAUCUGUUCACUUGUGGGCGACAGAUGGAUGGAAAACUGCACAGGCUCCAUCUGUGUGAAUUUCGAAGGCAAAGAAAAGGGCUUAGACCGCAAUGGCCGCGAGGAACAGGCAUGGCAGUCUGGCCUGCUGCAGACAUACCGCAAUGCCGCCGGAUCGUGUACCGUGUCGAUUGACCCUGCAGCGUUCUACUACAUCCUGGCCAGCAGUGGGUACCAAUAUGGCCCGGCAUUCCGGGCCAUAACAGCUCUUCAUUCCGAUAACGGCAAGCACACAGAGCUACUAUCGGAUGUCCAGACGUACCGGGAGACUAGCGGGGAGAAUUUAAAGGCAGAACAGCAUGUCAUCCAUCCGACUACGUUGGACGCUGUCAUCCACACGAUUUGCGGAAUCAUCACGGAAAUGGGUCUACAUACUGGAGUUGUGGGGGUUCCUGGGCGUAUUGACCGCAUCUGGAUAUCCAGGUCAGGCCUUAGCUACCCAACUGCGGAGACCAUCAAAGUUCAUGCCCGGUCCCGCCAAUCCGUUAUCGGAGAUUUGCGGUAUUCGAUAAACGCAUUCAACCAUUCGGUGAGUCGUGUGCUCAUAGCCAUGGAGGGGCUCCGAGUCGCUCCUUUUGCCGGCUCCAGGUCGCUUUCCGGAGAAAGAGCAAAGGCAGAUAACCUCUGCCAUUACGUCCAGUGGAAGCCAGACAUGAGCCUGCUGGAAAAGGAUGAGCUUUGUGGAUUCUUCGAAGACGGACGGGCUGCAGAAUCAGAGCCGGUCCAGUUCUUCACAGACUUGGAUUUCCUGAUACUGGCUUCGCUCAUCAGGGCUCUCGAUCAGAUGCGCCGCAAGAGCGGCCCGAGAGAUCUUCCUCCUCAUCUACGGAAGUAUCUGAAUUGGGGGUUGCACCAGCAGAGGCUCCUGGAAUCGGGAAGAUCACCGUUCAGCGCUCUAACCUGGAAGAACCGGCUGAAAGAUGAUGAUUUCCUUCUUCAAUUACAUGAAAAACUAGCCGGCACCAGCAAGAGAGGCUUGUUCGUGAGCACCAUAUGUCAACACCUUCCUAGCCUCGCUACCGGAGAGUUGGACCUUCUUAGUUUGCUCUUCACUGGGGAACUCUACCGAGACUCUUACUAUGAGAUCGUCAACACCCAGCCUAGGAUGCUUAAGUUUGCCACAUACCUCGACGCUUUAGCACAUAAAAACCCCCACAUGAAAAUCCUCGAAGUUGGUGCGGGGACUGGAGCAAUGACUAACUACUGCAUCAAUAUACUGGCGAGAAACAAAAACAGUGACCAGGAGGUGCCACGGUACGCCCGGUGGGAUUUUACCGAUAUCUCCGCAUCAUUCUUCGCUAAGGCACGAGAGGCCUUUGCAGAUCAGGGUCCACGGAUGCAAUUCAGGGCCCUCAAUAUUGAGAAUGACCCGGAACAGCAGGGGUUUGAGUGUGAGAGUUACGAUAUGGUGGUUGCCUUUUUAGUCUUGCAUGCAACGGCCAACCUCAAUGCAAGCUUGACAAAUGUUCGAAAGCUUCUUAAGCCGGGUGGCCAAUUGAUUCUCCUGGAGCUUACCCGGCCUGAGGCGAUUCGAACCGCAUUUAUAUUUGGGCUGUUGGACGACUGGUGGCGAGGCAUGGAACCGGAACGUAAGCAUAGUCCCUGCGUUAAUGAGGCCCAGUGGAAUGAGUACCUGGUGAAGAGCGGGUUCUCAGGCUGCGAUGUAGCAAUUCCGGACUAUAGCAAUUCAAUAUGCCAGGAAGCCUGUCUGAUAUUGUCGACGGCAAUCGAAACGCGGGUCGUUCAGCAGAGCCCACCCCCCCCUGUUCAUAUCUUGUUCACACAGAGCAGUACGGCGCAGCUCGCGAUGGCACAGCACUUAGAACGACGUCUGAAGAGAUCUACCGAUUUAACCAUCACACUUGGAUCGCUGGAGGACACGGUACUCAGUCAACCGUGCCCCGAGGCGGUGCACGUUUCCCUCGUCGAGACUGACACGCCGUUCCUGUACGACGUCACGGAAGAAGACUUUCGCCUCUUGCACCACUGGCUCAUUCUGUCUACGAAGGUGGUCUGGGUUAACAGCGGUGGCGGCCAGGAGCCAUGGCCAAAAUCCCGACUGGUGGAUGGGCUUUUCCGGGUAUGGGGUGAGGAGAACGACCGGGCCGAGCUGACCACGGUUUCCCUCGACCCGAGUGCCGCAUCGAUUGAGCACCAACUACAACUGAUUGAAAGGAUCAUCCGAGGAAUAACAGCUGGCCAUGUCACCGAUACAGAGUACAUUGAACAAAGUGGGAUGCUCCAUGUUGGCCGCGUUGUGCAUGCCAGCGCUAUGAACCAAAAGCUCGCCAGUCGAAAACACCCACGAGCCGUGCCGCAGAUGAUCAGAAGCAGUCCACCUCUUCGACUGGAGAUUGGCUCUCCGGGGCUGUUAGAUACCCUACAGUUCGUCAAGGACCGUUCGGUGGAGCAGCCUUUAAAGCCCACAGAGAUCGAAGUUCAGGUCAAGAAUGUCGGAUUGAACUUUCUGGACGUACUGAUUGCGCUGGGCCGGCUGGAUAGUAAAGCUCUCGGGGUUGAGUUUGCCGGGCAAGUCACCCGUGUUGGGGAAUCGUGCCAAAGAUUCCAACCUGGUGACCGCGUCGUUGCAUGCCACGCCAGUCGCUACGCCUGUUAUGUCCGACUGGGCGAGGACAUGGCUGUGGUCAAGAUCCCCGACCAACUUCCCUUCGCAGAAGCCGCUGCUCUCCCAGCGGCAUACGUGACGGCGUGGAUCGCCCUCCACGAUAUUGCCAAUCUGCAGCGUGGGGAAUCAGUCCUCAUUCAUUCUGGUGCUGGAGGCACCGGGCAAGCAGCGAUCCAGGUGGCACGAUACCUGGGUGGGCAAAUCUUCACCACGGUAGGAUCCGAGAGUAAGGCAAAAUUUCUCACCGACUACUAUCGAAUUCCAUCCGACCACAUCUUCUCCAGCCGGAAUACUCUUUUCGCUCGGGGAGUUCGACGUCUCACAGCGAACAAGGGGGUGGACGUGGUGUUCAAUUCCCUAUCGUCGGACGGGCUUCUAGCUUCAUGGGAGUCUGUCGCACCGUACGGCCGGUUCGUGGAAAUCGGCAAGAACGACAUCCUUUCCAAUUCCAAACUCCCUAUGUUACCAUUUCUAGGAAAUGUGACCUUCAGGGCAUUCGACUUGGCGGCAAUGACACUGGAACGACCGCAUCGAGUAGCAGAGGCCUUAGAGCACAUCCUAUCGCUAAUCCUAGAACAGCACCUAUGCCCGGCCUCCCCUUUGAGAGUGUAUGGGCUAUCUGAGAUCGAAACUGCGUUUCGACAGAUGCAGAGCGGCAAAAAUAUAGGGAAGACCGUUUUGGAAAUGAGGCCAGAGGACUCGGUGAUGGCUACGCUUGAGGCGAACCCAAUACGUUUAUUCGAUUCCAAUGGGACCUACGUCAUCGCUGGCGGUCUAGGUGGUCUAGGCCGCAGUGUCGCUCGGUGGUUCAUCGACCGUGGAGCGAAGAACCUGCUUCUACUUUCACGGUCCGGAAAGGAGAGCGCUCACGCGGCAAGGUUGACGGCAGACAUACAGGCCUGUAGUAAUGCCAAGGUGGAAAUCCUGGCCUGCGAUAUUACCGACUGCCGUUCUCUGGAAUCUUGCCUCCGUCACGCCCAGCAGUCAAUGCCCCCGGUGAAGGGAUGCGUGCAAGGAGCAGUGGUGGUUAGUAAUUCCUCCUUCCCGAGCCUGUCCUUUGAAACUUGGCGGGCUGCCACAGCCCCCAAGGCUCAGGGAUCUUGGAAUCUCCACAAGGCUCUCCCUUCAGGCAUGGACUUCUUCGUUCUCUUGUCGUCUAUUGCUGGCAUCUAUGGGACACGGGGAGAAUCCGCUUACGCUGCAGGCAACACCUUUAUGGACGGGCUGGCACGCUACCGCGUCCGACGCGGCGAGAAAGCAGUCUCGAUCGAUUUAGGCCUGUUUGUCUCCACAGGAGUGGUGAAUGACCAUCCCGAACUUCGCAAGAAGGUCCUCACAAACUCAUCCUUCGUGCCAGUCACCGAGUCUGAUCUCCAUGCGCUGCUGGACCAUUACUGCGAUCCAGAUGUAGGCAUCCUACCCGUGGACAAGAGCCAGAUAAUAGUGGGUAUCGCACCACGCGUGCGUGAAAAUGGAAUGCACACGAGUUGGCUCCAACGGCCCUUUUUCCAGCACUUGUCCCUAGGCACUUCAGCCACAGCGUCAGAUUCCUGGCAAUCCGAGGCUACCGAUUUCGCUGCGGCUUUCUCCAGCGCACGCUCCAUCAAAGAGGCCACUGCUGCUGCAUUUAAGGCUCUGAAGCUGAAACUCGCCGAAACACUGUCCCUACCCAUGGACGGGUUGGACACUGACAGGCCGAUGCACCAAUUCGGGGUUGAUUCACUGACGGCGGUAGAGCUGACCAAUUGGCUAUCCCAAGAGCUGCGCGCGGAUAUUGCUGUCUUAGAUAUAAUGGGAGACGCAAGUAUCGCUUCAAUUGCUGCCCUGGCGGCGGCUAAGAGUGCUUACCGCGAGGGCGGAUGGGGAAACGAUUAG